AUGCCAAAACCAGAUUCAAUAUUUCUGGUUACUACUAAUCAAAAGGAUGAUGAAGGAAAACCAAGUAUAAUUUCUGACCUUGCUUUUGGCACACAUCCAUCCUCUUGGAAAACAUUCGUACCACGAGUUGUCAAAGGUUACUCCUUUGGUACUCACAAAACUUUAGAGUGUCGUGGUGUUUCCUAUUGUACAACAUGUAACAAAGGUGCUGAAGAUGGUGAAGUUUACACUAAGAAAUUCACCUUUUGUAGGAAGAUGGAGCCCAUUACAGGCAAAGUGUGUAAUACCAAGCUAGUGAAGUUGGGUGAGAAGUGUAUGCAUAGGGUAAGAUGGUACAAAACAGCACCAGACGAAGGUGGAAACAUGAUGAAUCUGGUCAUGUUUGAAAAGGCACAUGCUCACAAUACUGUUAUUACAGGUAAAUUCACCAAGAAGGCGGAACAACUAAUUGAAGAACAUGUGAAGAAGAACCCCAGAGUGAAAGCUUCACAAUUAAAGAAAAGACGUUCUACAAAUCUAGUUGCGAAAGAUUGCUCUGCACUAUUGAACAAUGAUGCGGUAGCAUCAUUGGUAAGGAAGAAGAAGGAUAAGCAUUACGGGCAGAACAGGUUCAAGGAUAUGCCAGACCUUGCUAACGCCCUAACCGAGUCGUACCAAAAAGAGCACAAAGAUGAUAAAAGAACCGUGCUUGGUACCAUUACAAGGGAAUUGGGGGUCUCAAUUUAUUUGAGAAAGUUUGGCAGUGUGAAAACAUUUUUGAAAUGGUGGAAAGCAAGAAUUGAUAUUCUAAUCAAUCCAAACGUGCGUGUAACUACUAAUAACAUCGCAGAAUCGAACAAUGCGCUGAUUAGAAUAGUGAUAGAAGAUGCUAAUUUGUCAAUUGAAUUCAAAAACAGUUUUGAAGUUGAUCGGGGUACUUCUUGGAGACUCAGCAACAAACAAGCGUUGUUAAACCGUAAAAAGUGGGCAUACAACAAUGACGGAGUGCCAAACUUAAACCAGGUGGAUGAAGUUGGUGGUGAAAGUGUGGAAAUUAAUAAUGAUGAGGAUUAUUGUGAAAAUAAUAAUGCUGUGGAUGAGGAUGAAGUGGAUGAUGAAGUGGAUGAUGAAGUAGAUGAAGUAGAUGAAGAAGUGGAUAAUAAUAGUGAGAAUGAUGAUGAAGAGGAGGAAGGUGAGGAAGAUGGGGAUUAUGUUGAAGAAGAGGAGGAAGAAAGAAGAAAGAAGAAAACAAAAGUUACUAAAAAGAAAUGGAAGAAUGUAACAAGAAGAAAGCAGGAGAAGAAAAAUGAAGAAGAGGAAGGUGAAAGUAAAAAUGAGAAGACAAAAAUAAGUCAUUUUAGAAGAUGGAAUGAAGAUGUGAAGAGUUUAGGGAGUAAAAGAAAGAGGAAUGUAGUAGAUUAUAAAAAGACUAAUGGUGAUGAUAGUGAAUAA
Naegleria gruberi is the source of this 1431-nucleotide messenger RNA. RefSeq lists its product as uncharacterized. Bases 1 to 1431 code for a protein of 476 amino acids. Lineage: Eukaryota; Heterolobosea; Eutetramitea; Acrasida; Naegleriidae. The transcript has 2 exons. The record is from RefSeq and is a predicted model, not a curated record.